Acaulospora colombiana is the source of this 441-nucleotide messenger RNA. NCBI's taxonomy places the organism in Eukaryota, Fungi, Glomeromycota, Glomeromycetes, Diversisporales, Acaulosporaceae. The record is from the annotation of a GenBank genome assembly.
AUGUGGCAGGAAUUCUCCGACCUGUGGUUGUAUCAGGCCCAUCAGCUUAUCGAACAGAACAAGCUCAUAGAAUACACGCAAUUUUCAAAUAACUUGUAUGGCACUGGUAUCGAUGCCGUACAUAACGUCACAAAGCAAGGAAAAGUUUGCAUCCUGGACAUUGAACUGGAGGGAGUGAAGGCAGUUAAGAAAACGGAUCUCGAUGUGCGUUUCCUCUUUGUUAAGCCACCAUCUCUCGAAAUUCUCGAACGCCGUCUUCGAGAUCGUGGCACUGAGUCGGAAGAGGCGAUACAAUCACGCCUCGAAGCCGCAAAGAAAGAGCUGGCAUAUGCGGAUGAAAAAGGCUCGCACGACCUGAUUGUUGUAAAUGAUGAUUUAGAUGUCGCUUACGAACAAUUCCGGAAUUUCAUUGUUGAUGGAACCAUCCCUGAUAUAAAAUGA